AUGUCAGCUUCGCACUGCUGUAACUUUUGUUUUAGAGAACUACCUACCUUGGGUGGGCUGAAGAGACACAUCAGCAGCCGUCGAGAAUGUCGCCGUAAAUGGGAGGAUACCAUCGCCAAAAAGACAGAGACAGUUUCCGUUUUCGACACAGAGGAGCAGGAAGAAAAGACUUACCACACGCUUCCUGAGGAACCUGUCAUGGUGUCGCUAGUUGACGGUCCCCCUGGAAACUGUAAUUCCACCUUUGACAGCUAUAUUCCUGCUCCUGUAUGGGAGCUGUCUCCAGAUGAAGAGGAAACCGAGGAAUUGAACGCGCGCACCUCCAAGUGUGCGCGAGUUGAAGACGUACCCGAUGAAGAUGACAUUCCAGCGGGGCGCUUCUACACCAACUACAGCUGUCGUCCGGUUGCAAUGGUCCAAGUGCAGGGGAAGAUGGUGUUCGAGAGGCAGCAUGAGGAAGCACGGGAAAUGCAGACCAGCGAGUAUGCCCCCUUUUCAGACGAGGAGGAAUGGCAACUGGCGGAGUGGUUAAUGAAGCAUCUGGGGCAGAACAGGAUAGAUGAAUAUCUGGACUUACCAAUUAUGAAGAAGUGCAUGCAGCCAUCCUUCCACAAUACUCGCGCAUUUCUUCAGAAGGUCGAUGAAUUACCUACUGGUCCCGCGUGGUCCUGCAAGAAAGUUGUCGUCCAAGGGAAUGCUGUGGCAGAGAAUGGUGAGGUAUUGAAGGAAGAGGUGGAACUUUGGCUUCGCGACCCAGUCGAGUGCAUCAAGGAGCUGAUUGGGAACCCGCUCUUCAAGGAUUCAAUGGCAUAUACUUCCGAAAAGGUAUUCACUGACAAGGAAGGAGCUCGUCGUAUUUACGACGAGAUGUGGACAGGUGAUUGGUGGUGGAAAACACAGGAUAAACUGCCCGAAGGCGUGGUCAUCGCCCCAGUGAUCUUGUCCUCAGACAAGACAAAACUCACUCAGUUUUGUGGGGAUAAAUCUGCGUGGCCUGUGUACUUGAGCAUUGGCAACAUUUCGAAGGAGACCAGAUGUCAGUCGUCUGCACGCGCAAUGAUUCUGAUAGGCUACCUACCUGUGUCGAAGCUAGAGUGCUUUACAAAAGACUCACACUCUCUUGCAGGAUACUGCCUGUUUCACCACUGCAUGUCGCUGCUUCUCGUGCCGCUAGUGAAAGCCGGUAAGGAUGGGGUGGACAUGAUAUGUGCCGACUCCUUCAUCCGACGAAUCUACCCCAUUGUUGCCUCCUAUAUCGCUGAUUACCCAGAACAGUGUCUCGUCGCUUGUUGCAGCGAAAACCGCUGUCCCCGCUGUAUUGUGAAUCCGCGGGAGCACAGUGAAAUGCUGGAUACACUGCUGUUCCAAGAUCCCGACGAGACAUACGACACCUUGCAAAAGCAGAAGAAAGGUCUGGAACCUGCUGCAUUCAAAGGCGAAGGCCUGUGCACCGUGUACAAACCCUUUUGGCACAACCUUCCCCACUGCAACAUCUUUGCGUGCUUCACCCCAGACCUCCUGCACCAGCUACACAAAGGUGUCUUCAAGGACCAUUUGGUCAGUUGGUGCAUCGCCAUCGCCAGGGAGGAGGAGAUCGACCGGCGAUUCAAAGCACUUGCAGGGUAUCCGGGCUUGAGGCACUUCAAGAAAGGGAUUAAUACCAUCACGCAAUGGACGGGAACUGAGCACAAGGAGAUGCAAUGCAUUUUUGUCGCGUUGUUGGCAGGUGCUGUUCCAGAGGAAGUUCUCACAGUUGCACGGGCACUUUUGGACUUUAUUUAUUACUCCCAGUUGCGCCUUCACACCACCGCCACCCUUGCAUGCCUUGACACGUGUCUAAAAACAUUUCAUGACCACAAGCAGAUCUUGAUCGACUUCGAGGUGCGUUCGCACUUCAACAUUCCAAAACUUCAUGCACUGCAGCACUAUGUCAAUGCCAUCCAACUAUACGGUACUCCUGAUGGCUUCAACACAGAGCUGCCGGAACGCUUGCACAUCGACUAUGCCAAGGAGGCCUACCGGGCAAGCAAUAGGCAGGAUUACGAGGAACAGAUGGCAUUAUGGCUCCAGCGCCAGGAAGCCAUCUACCAACGCAGCGCGUACCUGGCGUGGGCCACCCGUGUUUACAGUACAACUCCAGCUGUGCAACGAAUUUCCGUUCAGGUCGAUGAAGGGUAUGACACAGACGCCGAGCCAGAGGAGGCUGAUGUAGUGCCACCACCAUCAAUAUCAGUUGACACAGAGCCUGUGCAUAAGCUUGCAAAGACAUGCCCAAAACCGAGGACAUCGGUUGAAUACUUGCAGCAAGUGCAUGGAGCAGGCGACUUUCUCCCUGCACUGAAAUCAUUCUUGCAGAAACACCUACCCCAUAACAUAAUCAUUCCUGGUGCACAGGACCAUUUCGAUGUUUACAACCAGGUGGUCGUCGAGAUGCCUUUCAAUCCCGUUAUCGGUGACAAGCACAGCCGCAUGAGAAUUCGUGCUGUCCCUUCAGUUCCACCCUCAUCCACAGGGCGCAAGCCGGGCUCACCUGCACACUUUGACAUGGCACUGGUUUACACAGAUCGCGGCACAAUCAAGAAGUGUGGGUUCAAAGGUCUACAAGUAGGGCAAGUCCGUGCCAUAUUCUGCCUCCCACGUCAGUUUGGAGCCUAUCUGCACCCUCUCGCAUAUGUCGAGUGGUUCACCGAGUUUUGGCCGCAACCAGACUCUACACUCAACAUGUAUCAAAUCAUGUGGUACCAGUAUUGA
Sparassis crispa is the source of this 2751-nucleotide messenger RNA. RefSeq lists its product as hypothetical. The transcript has 5 exons. Bases 1 to 2751 code for a protein of 916 amino acids. The record is from RefSeq and is a predicted model, not a curated record. Lineage: Eukaryota; Fungi; Basidiomycota; Agaricomycetes; Polyporales; Sparassidaceae.